Messenger RNA from Aspergillus puulaauensis, 864 nucleotides. It is a transcript of the gene tif35, whose product is annotated as translation initiation factor eIF3 core subunit g. Gene Ontology annotation, cellular component: eukaryotic translation initiation factor 3 complex; cytoplasm. The record is from RefSeq and is a predicted model, not a curated record. The coding region runs from base 1 to 864 and encodes 287 amino acids. Lineage: Eukaryota; Fungi; Ascomycota; Eurotiomycetes; Eurotiales; Aspergillaceae. The transcript is spliced from 4 exons. Gene Ontology annotation, molecular function: translation initiation factor activity; RNA binding.
AUGUCUCGACCAGCAAAGGCCGAUUGGGCCGACGACGAAGAAUUCGACGACCCCUCCGCCCUCCCCGCCCAACAAGUCACAACCAACAAGGACGGCACAAAAACCGUCAUCUCAUACCGCUUCAACGACGAUGGCAAGAAAGUAAAAGUCACACGCCGCAUCAAGACGACUGUUGUCCGCGAACACGUGAACCCGCAGGUCGCGGAGCGCAAAACAUGGGACAAGUUCGGGCUGGAAAAGGGCAAUGCCGCGGGUCCUUCCUUCGAUACGACCUCCGUCGGCGAGAAUAUUAUUUUCCGGCCCUCUAUUAACUGGAAGGCGCAGGCCGCUGAGGCUGAGAAGAACGGUGGCGAGAAAGGCAGUAUCAAGGACCAGCUUAAGGACAAGAAGGUCAAGUGUCGGAUUUGUUCUGGAGAGCACUUUACGGCCAGGUGUCCGUUCAAGGAUACGAUGGCGCCCGUCGACGAGCCUGGGGCUGCUGGUGCGGAGGGCGAUGGUGCGGACGAAGGUCCUGGUGGAUUGGGUCUUGGCGGUGGCAGUUAUGUGCCGCCUCAUCUCCGGAAGGGUACUGCGAGCGGUGGAGAAAGAAUGGCUGGCAAGUACGAGAAGGAUGAUUUGGCGACUCUCAGAGUUACAAACGUUUCCGAGCUUGCGGAGGAACAAGAAGUCCGGGAUUUGUUCGAGCGAUUCGGUCGUGUCACCAGAGUCUUCCUGGCCAGGGACAGAGAGACCCAGAGAGCAAAGGGUUUCGCAUUCAUCAGCUUCGCGGAUCGGAGCGACGCCGCACGUGCCUGCGACAAGAUGGACGGAUUUGGUUAUCGCCACCUCAUUCUGCGCGUCGAGUUUGCAAAGAGGACUACUUAG